AUGUGUAUGACUACCAUACAAGCUUUGAUUGAAUUAUGUUUACUCUGCGUCUUCACACCUGUAGCAUCAGGUGAGCUGUUUUAUAUUUCUAGAAAUUUAUUUAGGAAAUAAUGAAUAACAAACUAAGAAAACAUGUUUUCAUAAAAAAUUUAAAAAAAACAUUAAUUGUAUAUAAAAGAUUUUUAUUUGACGAGCUUCUGAUUUAAACUUAGGUUGCAACCCUGGAUGGUUUGGUAAUAGUUGUAAUUACCAAUGCCAUUGUAGUAACAACCAGUGUGACGUCAGUGGGGAAUGUACUGCUGGCUCAAAAUGUAACAGUGAAUGGUUUGGUCCAGCUUGCCAGUACCGUAAGUCUGAGUUACUAUUAUUUCCAAUUAUUCAGUUGUACCAUAAUUAUUAGGAUACAUAAAACACUGUCGUAUCUUAUUAUUUUUUUUUGCACUAUGCCUUGUCUUGAAUUUAAAGGCAGUAAAUAAAUGUACUUUAAAUUUAUAUACAUAAUUGUUUGGAUGUUAUACUCAUUUUUGUUAUUAUCCAACAUAAUGGUGUUUUGGGGAUUUAAAUCUCUGUUUUUCCUGUAUAUGUGUUAUUCAAUUAUUUUAUUUGCUAAACACUUAUAGUUUAUAACGAUCAGAAUAUACACAUAAUAUAUCACAUAUUUAAUUUGACAUAGUCUGAGUAAUCUUGUCAGCUAUUACAUUAGCAACGAUGGAAAUAACAGUAUAAAAAUUAUUUGAUCUCCUGCACAUUUUUGAUAUCAGAGUUAAGCUUUGAACUAAUUCCACAAUUUAUUCUAUGUAAUUGAGUUUAAAUUCUAUGUAUAAAUAAUUUCAAAUGAGAUUUUUAAUAUAAACAAUUUUUAUUUAUUAGUAAAACAAAGUGCAAACAUAAAUAUGAAUGUGCCAAAUGCAACAUUUGAAACAUAUGAACAUUCUAAUACAUGAAAGUACUAAUUAGCUAGAGUAUACAGUCAUAAUUUUAUCAUGACAAAAUGCCUCAUAAAUCAUAAAUAUGUGGCUUUUGGGAGUCUCUUGGAUCAAUUGUAUAAAACAAUUUUUGAAAGAAGAUUCGUGUAAACAAAUAUUAAUGAUUUUAUUUUAUAGGGUGAACAAAACAAAAAAUACCAAAAAAACUGGAAAGUUUAAAAUUAUUUCUUUUCCCAUAGACAUUUUUCUGCUCAAAUUUAUUGCCUUUAAAUUGUACUGUUCAUACUUCUUUUGUCACGAGUAAUCAUGCUCAAUUUACAUAACUGUUGCAGAGGACUUAUUUUCAAUUGCCGUGAUAUCAACAAUACCAACCAUUGACCAGUCUACCUUAAAAGACCGAGAUGACAACACGUGUUUGGAAGGAAAUAUAGA
Lymnaea stagnalis (great pond snail) is the source of this 1358-nucleotide messenger RNA. Lineage: Eukaryota; Metazoa; Mollusca; Gastropoda; Lymnaeidae. The record is from the annotation of a GenBank genome assembly.